CCGCCAAAUCACCCCCUCGCAAUCCCUCCACGAUGCUCUGUAUCCGCUGCAGGGCUCUGCCCUCCGCUCUCAGGACAUUCUCCACGUCCACCCUCUCCCGAUCCUCGUCUCAGAUCUCCUCGCCUCUCCGCUCCCUGGCGACCACUCUCCCUUCGGUCCGCACCCAAUCCCCGACUCUCGCCUCUCUCCGUGCCCAGUUCCCCUCCAACAACGCCACCACUCCGCUCGCGUCCGCUCUCCAAUCCCGCUCUUUCUCCGCCAGCGCCUCCCUCGGUGCUAAGCGCGACACCUACAACCCGUCACGGAGGGUGCAGAAACGGCGUCACGGAUUCCUGGCGCGGUUGCGGUCGCGCGGAGGCAGAAAGAUCAUCAUGCGUCGGAGGGCCAAGGGGAGGAAGAACAUGAGUUGGUAGAUGGGGUUUUUGGGCUUUCUUGCGACUGGGUUUGUCUUUUUUGUUCUGAUUCAAUAUGAAUAAAUACCGGGGUACGAUAUUCUUCUGGGAAGUUAUGGAUUUUGUUCGAGGAUCGAGUACUGUAUGAUUGAUUGUUCUCUCUUUUUUUUCGUCUCCGCUAUCGAGUUUUGAGUCUUCGUUGGCCUGGCGGUUUGUCGGGUCAGUUCGAGUCUCGUGUACCAUAUAUACAUACAUUUGACAUAGAAUGGUUGACCGGUUUACCUGA
Aspergillus steynii IBT 23096 is the source of this 678-nucleotide messenger RNA. RefSeq names its product mitochondrial 54S ribosomal protein bL34m. Gene Ontology annotation, biological process: translation. The coding region runs from base 33 to 413 and encodes 126 amino acids. Lineage: Eukaryota; Fungi; Ascomycota; Eurotiomycetes; Eurotiales; Aspergillaceae. Gene Ontology annotation, molecular function: structural constituent of ribosome. Gene Ontology annotation, cellular component: mitochondrial large ribosomal subunit; ribosome. The transcript is spliced from 2 exons. The record is from RefSeq and is a predicted model, not a curated record.